CAAUCGAUAAGUACAAAGAAAAAAGUAAACAAGCGUCGUCGUUGCAGUUUGUAUUAGCAUCACAUCGAAUUUAAACAUUUUUCCAGCAACUUGCCGUUGGUAAAUAACGCUUUUAAAAAUGAUGGCGCAAAAGCAGGUGCUGCAGGAGUCCUUCCAAGGCCAGGGCCAGAGCAUUGAGACAACAAAAUCGGCAAUUACGAAGAUGUUGGUUCGCACCGAAAGAUUUCAAACGCGCGUACGCAAGCAUAUUGAUGAGAAUUAUACAGAAUUCAUGCCCAAUCAUACAUCGCCCGAUAUCUUUCUGGAGAAAGCGACCAUACUAGGCGACGAAAUCAACGAGCUGCUGGCCACCGUUGGUGAAGAGGGUUUAGCCGCCUUAAACGACGCCAGCGCUGAGCUGGCAAAGAGCAGCAAAGAUCUGCGGGAAAUAUUGCUGGAGCUGCGUGUCAGCGAGCAUAUAUUGAAGCUGGACGAUCUAUUUCAGUGUGUCGAAGAGGCGAAGGCUAAUAAAGACUGCCUGGUCGUGUUCGACCUGAUGGGCAAACUGCGCAGCCUGAUCUACAGCGACUCCACAGACUCUGCCGAUGUAGCGCCCGAGGUGGAGCGACUGUUCCAGACAUUGGAUUGCUACGAAUCCAUUAAAGUCAAGUACCAUGUGCAGGCGCAUUUGCUGCAGCAGAACCUUCAGGAGCGGUUCGAUCACCUGGUGCAACUGAAUUGCAAAACGUUUCCCAAUUCGAAAUGCGUUACUCUGCUCAUUAGCAAGGACGAGGCGCAGUUGCAGGACAUUGUGAGUGCCUUGUUCCAGGAACGCUACAAUCCAGCCAAGCUGUGCAAUUUUCUGCUGGAGCACUGUAUAGAGCCGCUGAUACUAAAGCCCGUUUCGGUUGAAUACAAUGAAGCGGCCAAGGAUGACAGUCACAUACAGCUAACGCUCUCGUAUUCCAUCAAGGAUCAGGACGCCGCGUCGGCUCUGCUGCGGCCCAAUUAUAAGGACGUCUUUGAUCAUUUCCGCCUGCUGCUGCAGACACUGAGUGGCAUCAAUAGCAACCUCAACGGCACUCAGCAUGUCUUCACUGUUAUCGGUGAUCAGGUUAAGGACCGCAUGCUCCAGCUGCUCGUCGAGGAGUGCCUGAUACCCGCGGUCCCGGAAACAAUGGAUGAAUACAAUAGCUCCACUCUAUGCGCAGAUGUUUUACAGUUCGAACAUCUCCUGGCGGAUUCAUAUCUCAUCAAUCCAGAGGUGGACUGUGCUCUGACCGAGUUCACCAAGGAGUUCGAUACAUACUACCGGAAUCGCCUCUCAGCCCGCGUCCUGGCCACAGCUCGCGAGAUAAUACAGCGUGAUCUGCAGGAUAUGGUGCUGGUGGCUCCGAACAAUCUAUCUGCAAAUGUGGCCAGUGAUCCGUUUCUGUUCCCUCGCUGCAUGAUCUCCAAGAGCGCCCAGGAUUUUGUGAAGCUGAUGGAUCGCGUGCUGCGCCAGCCAACGGAUAAGACAGCAGAAUCGACGCCCGACCCAUUGGCCGGAGUCGUUGCCCAGCUGCUGGAGACGUACAUCGACGAGGUGCCCAAGGUGCAUAAGAAGCUGCUGCAGAGCAUUCCCCAGCAAUCGGCGCUGUUCCACAACAAUUGCCAAUACCUGACGCAUUGGGUGGCUCAGCACGCCAACAACGGCAUCGAUAGCUAUCCCUCGCUGGUCAAGAUGCUUCAGUCCACGGCCACUAAGCACUUGCGGGUUCAGCUCAACUAUCAGCAGUCUAUAUUGAUGGAUAUCAUGAGCGGAUUCGAAUUCGAGAAUCCGCAUACCCUAGGCUCGACGCCGUUGCGACUGGUGCGCCAGUGCCUGCGCCAGCUGGAGCUGCUGAAGAACGUGUGGCAACAGGUGCUGCCGGAGAACGUCUACAACAGCAGCUUCUGCGAGCUGCUGAAUGCGUUUGUCAACGAGCUGGUGCAGCGGGUGUUUACGCUGCGCGACAUUUCGGCGACGAUGGCCAGCGAGCUGAGCGACCUGAUCGACGUGGUGCUGGAGAAGGGGCCGCUGCUGUACCAGGAUAAGCACGAGGUGCUGCAGGUGCGCAGCUGGCAGAAGCUGCAGCAGCUGAAGACCAUGAUGAACGCCUCGCUCAAGGAGUUUACCGAACUCUGGUGCGAUGGCGCCGGCCCGCUGACGGCCAAUUACCAGGCGAAUGAGAUCAAGCACUUGAUACGCGCCCUCUUCCAGGACACGGACCGGCGCGCCAAGGCCAUCACGCAGAUCGUUUAACGCCAUUUGCAAAUAUAUAUAUAUACAUUUCAAAUUGCU
Drosophila arizonae is the source of this 2302-nucleotide messenger RNA. It is a transcript of the gene Zw10, whose product is annotated as Zeste-white 10 kinetochore protein. The record is from RefSeq and is a predicted model, not a curated record. Gene Ontology annotation, cellular component: chromosome, centromeric region; nucleus; RZZ complex. Gene Ontology annotation, biological process: mitotic spindle assembly checkpoint signaling; endoplasmic reticulum to Golgi vesicle-mediated transport; mitotic cell cycle. NCBI's taxonomy places the organism in Eukaryota, Metazoa, Arthropoda, Insecta, Diptera, Drosophilidae.